AUGACAACACCCAGUGCUGGACUGUUGCAAACAUGGUUGGAUGAGCAGGUGAAUGGGGUUAUCCAGGGGGGGGCUACGGUCACGGAGCCCGCGGAGAAGGCCAAACAAUUUUCAGCAAAGUUGAAGGGCGAUUUGGAGGCAGCAUGGGAAAAAUUAAGCACUUCCCUGGUGCAGUCGGAGGCGAGUGAUAUAAAGACCCUCUGUCAUAAUGAAGUCUCAUGGGUUCAAGGGGAUACUACGAAGGAUAAGUUCGAGAGGGAAUAUAAGAAGGAUCUAUGUGCUGGUUUAAUGGGUAUUCGUUAUUUUUUGAGUGGUAUAACAGAAUUGGGAGGGGGGAGGGUGACGGUUGAGAAGAACAUUACCGAAGACCAAUGGUUUGCCCGGUGCACUGUGGGUAUGUUGGCUCUAUCCGACAUCUAUGGGGAUCAUUGUAAGCUGAAUGAAGUUAUAGGGAAAAUAUCGGAUAAGGUCGAAGAUAACUUAAGGAAGCAUUUGAAGAAUGAGGACGCACGCAUGAUCCAGAAGUGCGUAGGAAAAGUGGAUGCUACCGCUUUAAUGAUUGGUAAAUCCAUUCUUGCGAAUAAAAUAAAAGGGUGGACAGAGGAUAGGAGGAGCGCACAAGCGGAUAAUGGCUGGAGGUUAAGGCAGUUAUGGCAGGGUAAAUGGAAAAGUGUCUGUCCGCAUGAUGGGGGACAAAUAACGGACGAUGGAAAAAAGAAAGAGUUGAAGGAGAACAAAGACAGUAUGACGAAACUGAUGAAUUUGGACAACGCGCAAAAUAAGAAUAAUGGAAUGUCUUUAUCAGACGUUCUUAUAGGUGACAGUCAACAGUAUUCAUUGAAAAUGGAAACAUUAACGAAAGCAUUUCAGUCUGCACUAGAGAAUGCCAACAGUGGUGCUAAUACUGCUUCUGUUGAUUUAUCGAAGACAAUAAUGGACAGUAUUUCACAGUUAUCCCAGGACCAGUUAGGUAA
Plasmodium knowlesi strain H is the source of this 974-nucleotide messenger RNA. Its product is annotated as SICAvar, type I (fragment). The transcript is spliced from 2 exons. NCBI's taxonomy places the organism in Eukaryota, Apicomplexa, Aconoidasida, Haemosporida, Plasmodiidae. The annotation marks the transcript as partial. The record is from RefSeq and is a predicted model, not a curated record.